Mycena citricolor is the source of this 601-nucleotide messenger RNA. The record is from the annotation of a GenBank genome assembly. Lineage: Eukaryota; Fungi; Basidiomycota; Agaricomycetes; Agaricales; Mycenaceae.
CAGUACAGCACGCAAGAACUAAAUACCUCAUGCAGAUGGCUUCAAUGAACAAGAAGCAGUCUGUUCAACGCUACCAGGUCCAUUGCUACUCAGUCAAGUGCGCCGAUGCUGUAGCAGUGAACGCCGAUCGAACAGCCACCUGUCAAUGUCAAACGAAGACACUCAGGGGUCAGCGAUGGAAUCUUCCAACAUCUCUUGAAUCCAUCCAGACAAGACUUCGUGCUUGAUCUUGACUCUCUCCAUGAGAUUGCAGACGCCAAAGAAAGCUUUUCUACCCCGGGCCUCCCCUUUCAGCUCCAUGUCUGGCGACAUCUCGACUGCAGACUGUAGGUCUGCGUCGUCAUCCACCACACCCGGAAAGCCAAAAUGGAUUCUGAUGCAGAGCAACGCGGUCAAGGAAGUGUGGGGUGGGUCGAUGGUCGCUUGCUGGUACUCGAUCUUGGUAUUUGGGGGCGGAGGAACGGGCCGGGUCGUCGGGUCUGGUGUUGGGUGGGGGAAUCCAGCCGAAGACAGCGUGACUUGGUCGCUCUGGGACGGGGGCAUCACAGGUGUUUCUGUACCAGCAAGGUGCGUGAGGAUAUGUGACCGAAGUGCUGCUUUG